UAGGUUGAUGUGUGGCUUAACUUUUAGUACAAGGUCACGAAUCUUGCUUCAGAGAUUUCUUCAACUCUCUUCUAUUUCACUGAGUCCUUCACUGUUGCUGAGGUGUGGUGUUAACACAAGAAGUAAAAUAACUGCACUGUCUAAGCCAAAUUCCAGCAGACUGUGUGCAUUUAUGGCGACGUCUGGGGCUUUUACGAGACAACAAUAUGAUUAUUUUUUGGUGCUUGAUUUUGAAGCUACUUGUGAAGAAAAGAAGCAUUUACAUCCACAGGAAAUAAUUGAGUUUCCAAUCCUGAAGAUAAAUGGAAGAACAAUGGAGGAGGACUCAAGAUUCCAUACUUACGUGCAGCCUGUAUACCAUCCUCACCUUACACCUUUCUGUACAAAGCUGACUGGAAUUAUUCAGGAAAUGGUCGAAGGGCAACCAACUCUGCAACAUGCUCUCCAGAUGGUUGAUGAUUGGAUGAAAAAGGAAGACCUCCUAAAUCCAGAUGUCAGAUCAGUUUUUGUGACUUGUGGAGAUUGGGACUUAAAAACAAUGCUGCCAGGACAAUGCGAGUACUUAGGACUGCAGGUCCCUGAUUACUUCAAACAGUGGAUUAAUCUGAAGAAGGUCUAUGCCAGCACAACAGGAAUAUGGCCUAGAAAGAAUGAUCUCAUUUCGAUGAUCCAUGGACUGCAGUUAAAACAUGUUGGGCGGCACCACAGUGGAAUUGAUGAUUGCCUAAACAUAGCCAGCAUUAUGAGGGAGUUAGUCCGUAGAGGAGUUGUACUUGAAAGAACAUACCCAAGCCUGUAAAACACAUAUCUGAAGAAGCGCAUGAGGAUGAGAUGAAGAUACCACAAAGCUCAGCCACACUGGAUUCACUAGUUUCGCUCACACAUGAUGGUGAAUUCAGGUUUUUAGCUGUAUUCUAAAAAUCAGUGAAAUAUUUUUUUUCAAACGAACAGUCUGCAUUUUAUGGUAUUAUCCCAUUGAAUUUCUUUUCCUUAAAUUUGUAUAAAUAUUUAUAAAAAGGUGGAUGUUGAUAGCACUGCAUACUUCUAGAUUUUUGUUAUAUUAAGCAAGCUUAAUUUUGUCAUUUAUUUUUAUAUUUCAUUACUCAAUCAGCAGUUUUUGUAUUAUCUUCCUACUUGUUGUUUACAGUAAAUGUAUACUAGUAAAUGACAACAUAAAUUAAAAAUGUGAAGGUGUUUGUACUUGUUAAUUUGAGUAGUGAUCAGGCAUACGAACCCCAGUGGUCCAGGUUUGGUUUUGCUAUGUGUGUACUACUCUGCGUAAUGCAUCAAAAGACCUUGCUUGACCUUAUCUUGAAGUCCUUAUUCAGGAAAACAGUGAUUUUUACUACAAACCUGAAGAGGAGUUAUCUUUGUGGUGAAUUGUAGACUGCACAGUUUACUUUGACAAAUUAUGAAACAAAAAACACAAAUAAAAUUUGCUUUUUCUGACAGA
Messenger RNA from Protopterus annectens (West African lungfish), 1453 nucleotides. It is a transcript of the gene ERI3, whose product is annotated as ERI1 exoribonuclease family member 3. The record is from RefSeq and is a predicted model, not a curated record. Bases 8 to 799 code for a protein of 263 amino acids. Gene Ontology annotation, molecular function: nucleic acid binding; 3'-5'-RNA exonuclease activity. The transcript has 7 exons. Lineage: Eukaryota; Metazoa; Chordata; Ceratodontiformes; Protopteridae. Gene Ontology annotation, biological process: exonucleolytic trimming to generate mature 3'-end of 5.8S rRNA from tricistronic rRNA transcript (SSU-rRNA, 5.8S rRNA, LSU-rRNA).